This is a messenger RNA of Sinocyclocheilus rhinocerous, 2765 nucleotides long. Its product is annotated as RNA-binding protein 4.1-like. The transcript has 3 exons. The coding region runs from base 440 to 1591 and encodes 383 amino acids. Gene Ontology annotation, molecular function: RNA binding; zinc ion binding. The record is from RefSeq and is a predicted model, not a curated record. Lineage: Eukaryota; Metazoa; Chordata; Actinopteri; Cypriniformes; Cyprinidae.
CUACAGCUCUGAAAACUCCACCGACGCUCAUCGGUCGUACUUAAUCGUGUAUCGGGCAUUAAAACACACUUGAAUGAUGACCAAUAAAACUUAAGGGAAUUAAUACGUUGGGUGUGGUGGUCACGCGGAUACGUGGCCUAGCAACGCGAGAUAAUUCAUCUGCGCCAUAAAGUCCAAGAACUGAACCUGGUCAUCUACUUUACGCACUCAACGCACUUUCAUCCGAUCCGUGAGUGUCACACACAGCAUAUUUAAUGCUGAGUUGUGCGUAAAUCAUUCUGGCCAGAAGCCACAAAAUCGAAACUAAAACCUCUGAUAGGAUUAAGAUGUCUAUGGUUUUGUAAGCCAACACAGCAGUAAUGUAGGAAUCAAUCAUCUGUUGAUAUAACGUGCAUUUCGCAACUAUGCUCCCUCUGUCCAGGAAAAAACGGCAAUAAAGAUGGUUAAGAUCUUUGUUGGCAACCUAUCCUCAAGCACGACCGCGGAAGAUCUGCGCUCUCUUUUUUCUGAAUAUGGCAAAGUAAAAGAGUGUGACGCCCUGAAAAAUUAUGGCUUUGUGCACAUGGAAGGUAAGCAGGAGGCCGAAGAGGCUAUUCGCAAACUCCACCAUCAUGAGCUGAAAGGUCAAGCCUUAAAUGUGGAGAUGAGCAAAGGGAAGCCCAGGGGCUCCACCAAACUGCAUGUGAGCAACAUCUGCAGUGGCUGCACCAAUCAGGAGCUCCGGGCUAAAUUAGAAGAGUAUGGCCCUGUGGUAGAGUGUGACAUAGUGAAGGACUAUGCCUUUGUUCACAUGGAGCGAAUGGAGGAUGCCAUGGAGGCCAUCAGUGGGCUGGAUAACACGACCUUCCAAGGCAAGCUGAUCAAAGUACAACUGUCCACAAGUCGCCUCCGUACAGCGCCCGGCAUGGGAGACCAAACUGGCUGUUACAUCUGCGGAGAACCGGGCCACUGGUCCAAAGAUUGCAGACGUGGCCAAAACGGUAGCUAUGGCGGAGGCAUGGGGGGAUUUCCCGGUGGUAGAGGCCCCCCAAGGAGCACUCCGAGUUACGGCAUGGGCGGCCCUGGAGGUCUUCCUAGUAGAGGUUACCCAGCAGGGCCGCUUCCCCCUCCCCCACCUAUGAGCCGGCGUCCCAGCUACGGCGAGUACGUCGCGGAUGCUCGAGAACGGUACCCCAGCAGGCCGCCGAGCGCCUACCCCGAGAGGCCGUCCGCAUAUGAGCGAGAACGCUACAGAAGCAUUGACUAUUACGAGAAGUAUCGGGCUCGUCCGGCUGGCUCUAGCUUCUUCGAGGAGAGUAGGCCUCUCUCUAUUCCCCCUCCUCCUCCCCCUCCCUCUUCUUCCUCUCUCUCAAGGAUGCGGUUGGCUCCUCCCAGCCUCGAUCCCUAUGAGCGACGCCCUCUGGCGCCUCCGCCUCCCACGGCAUCGGCGUACUUCUCGCGGGACCGUAGCCCAAUCAGACGUGUGGGCGCCGGUUCGGAAGGCUACUUGUACAAGCGCUCGCGACUUUCUCCGGUAUCAAGGAGCUCAUCGACUUACGCCGUGCUGCGGCCCAGAGAGAGCUACACCGAGCGGGUUCGAUAUGCAUACUAAGCCACACACAUGCUAAGGUGUUGUCAAGUGAAGAGACUUCCCUUCCACCUAUAAGACUUUGCCUCAAUCAGAUGCUCCAUUGGAUUUCAAAGAUGCAGGAUUUGAUUGAUCACAAUGCUUAUUAGCUCUGCUCAUUAAUGUUUUACCCAUAAUGCACAAACUGCUGUUUAAUUUCCCUUUCCAAAGGAUCUGUAGCCUAUAUGAUUGCAAGAAGUGGUUGUGAUUUUGGUUUUUGCUUUGCUUUUCCAGAGGUAAGGUGGGGUGUCUAAUGUCAGCAUAAUUUUAACUCCGCUAUUAACUACAAUUAUACAGAUGCUCUGUGAGAUUUAGAAUUUUACUUUCGUCUCUACUUUCCCCCAGUCAAGUUGUUGUGAUCCACUAUUAUUUACCCUUUUUAAUGCUCCAAGACUUUUCUUCAGCUGUCAGGUUGGUUUGCCACUUAAAUUUCUUUGAUUUAUGUUUGGUGACGACAAUCUGGUUAUGUUUCUUCUGGCAAUAAUAAUGCCAGCAUUGUGUAUUUAUAGGGGGAGUGGCAAUCUGUAAUUAAUCCUGCGGCUGCAAAAAGCUUUUUGGGGAAUAAAAACUCAAAUUCAACAUUCCAACAUUUUUUAUUAUUUGCUACAGGUGAUUGGUAUAUACAGACUGUUCAGAUUUGAAUUGUACUUGCUUGCUGAAUUGUGUUAUAUCUCAUUGGUACGUUCAACAGGAUGGUCAACUUGUUUCUCCUACCAAUAUCUGUGAGUUUUUGUGAUUUGGGAGCUUGGAAGUGAAUUUUGAGCUUGUUUUGAUUGCCCCUCUUAAAAAUAUGAUUUCGUAUACAACCUAAAUAGUUGGGCAGCUUUCAGUGGGAUGCAAACUGUUUUCUGUUCUGUACACACCAAUUACUGUUUAUGGCAGGAGAUCAUUACGUUAUAUGAAGAUGGAAAGGUGGACUGUACAUGUGAGUGAAUUGGAAAUUUGCAUUAGAUGUGCUAACCAACUCUCACUCGGGGCUUUAUUCACCUUUUGAGACUGCUAGCUUUUACUGGCGAUUCUUCUUUAUGGGUGCCGUGGGAAGCUCUAUGAAAAAGUUUAUAAAUUUGAUUUUCUGUAGUUUGUAUAUUUCCUACAGAAGUCAGGAGUGUGUUUUAUGAAUUAUCUUUUGUAAUAAACCAAUAUUUUGGUGACAAAAAUA